GAAGGUGAGGAGCUGGUGCAGGCCAAGCCGGAGCUGAGCGGGGCCGUGCGGCGGCAGCUGGAGGAGCUGAGGAGAUGCUGGCAGGAGCUGGAGACCACGAGCCAGGCCCGGAGCCGGCACCUGGCCGAGGCCGCGGCCGCCGAGCGCCUGGCGCGGAGCUACGCCGACAUGGAGGCGCGGCUGGGCCGGCUGGAGGAGCAGCUGGAGACCGUGGGCAGCGGCGCCGACCUCCGCAGCGUCAGCCGCCAGCUCAAGAGGCUGCAGACGAUGGAGUCGCAGGUGGAGGAGUGGUACAAGGAGGUGGGCGAGCUGCAGGCGCAGGCGGCGGCGCUGCCGGCGCAGGCGGCCGGGCGGGACGCGGUGGGCGAGCGGCAGAGCGCGGUGGGGACGCGCAUCGUGCGCCUCAUCGAGCCCCUCAAGGAGCGCCGGAGGAUCCUGCUGGCCUCCAAGGAGGUCCAUCAGGUCAGCCAUGAGCUGGAGGACGAGGUGAUGUGGGUCCAGGACCGCCUGCCCUUGGCCAUGCUGAAGGACCACGGCACCAACCUCCAGACCGUCCAACAGUUCAUCAAGAAGAACCAGAACCUGCGCCGGGAGAUCCAGGUGCACCGGCCCCGCGUGGACGAGGUGCUGGAACGCGCCGCCGCCGUCGCCUCCAUCAAGAGCCCCGAGGCCGAGGGCGUGCGGUGCCUCCUGGAGCGGCUGGGGACCAUGUGGGCGGAGCUGCAGGAGCAGACGGAGCGCCGGCAGCAGGCCCUGGAUGCCACCUACCAGCUGGAGCAGUACUACUUCGACGUGGCCGAGGUGGAGUCGUGGCUGGGAGAGCAGGAGCUGCUCCUGAUGAACGAGGAGAAGGGGAAGGACGAGCAGAGCACCCUCCAGCUCCUCAAGAAGCACCUCCUCACCGAGCAAACCAUCGAGAACUACGAGGAGACCAUCGCCCAGCUCUCCCGCCAGUGCCGCGCCCUCCUGGAGCUCGGCCACCCCCAGAGCGAACAGGUCAGCAGGCGGCAGUCGCAGGUUGACCGGCUGUACGUGUCUCUGAAGGACCUGGUGGAGGAGCGCAAGGUCAAGCUGGAGCAGCAGUACUGGCUCUACCAGCUCAACCGCGAGGUGGACGAGCUGGAGCACUGGAUCGCCGAGAAGGAGGUGGUGGCCGGCUCGCCCGAGCUCGGGCAGGACUUUGAGCACGUCACGCUGCUGCAGGAGAAGUUCCUGGAGUUCGCCAGCGAGACGGGCAGCGUCGGCCAGGAGCGCAUCGCCGCCGUCAACCAGAUGGUGGACGAGCUCAUCGACUACGGCCACACCGACGCCGCCACCAUCGCCGAGUGGAAGGACGGCGUCAACGAGGCCUGGGCCGACCUCCUGGAGCUGAUGGAGACCCGCGCCCAGAUGUUGGCGGCGUCCCACGAGCUGCACAAGUUCUUCAACGACUGCAAGGAGGUCCUGGGGCAGAUCGAGGAGAAGCGGCAGCGGCUGCCCGAGCUGGCGGCGCGCGAGGGCAGGACCUCGGCCGGCGCCUUGCAGAGGGCCUUAGGCGCCUUCGAGCACGACGUGGAGGUGCUGGUGACGCAGGUGCGGCAGCUGCAGGAGGGCGCGGCGCAGCUGCGGACGCUCUACGCCGGGGACAACGCCGAGGCCAUCGCCGGGCGCGAGCAGGAGGUGCUGCGCGCCUGGAAGGAGCUGCUGGCGGCGUGCGAGGAGUGCCGGCUGCACGUGGCCAGCGUGGCCGACAAGAUCCGCUUCGUGGGCGCCGCCAGGGACCUGCUGGCCUGGAUGGACGGGGUGCUCCACCAGAUGGGCGCCGGGGAGAAGCCCAGGGACGUGUCCUCGGUGGAGCUGCUGAUGAACGACCACCAAAGCCUCAAGACCGAGAUGGAGGCCCGGGCCAAGAACGUGGCCACCUGCCUGGAGCUGGGCAAGACCCUCAUCCUCAGCAAGAGCCCAGCGGCCGACGAGAUCAAAUCACACAUGGAGAAGCUCCUGGCGAAGAAGAAGGAGAUGACGGAGAAGUGGGACAAGCACUGGGAGUGGCUGCAGCAGAUGCGCGAGGUGCACCAGUUCGCGCAGGAGGCCGUGGUGGCCGACGCGUGGCUGACGGCCCAGGAGCCGCUGCUGAAGAGCCAGGAGCUGGGCAGCAGCGUGGACGAGGUGGAGCAGCUGAUCCGGCGGCACGAGGCCUUCCGGAAGGCGGCGGCCGCCUGGGAGGAGAGGUUCAGCUCCCUGCGGCGCCUCACCACGAUCGAGAAGCUCAAGGCCGAGCAGAACAAGCAGCCGCCGACGCCGCUCCUGACCCGCAAAUUUUUGGGGGAGCCCCCGGGAGUUGCCGACCCUCGCCGGCCGGAGCCGCGCGUCGCCUACGUCCGGCACGAGCUGCGGCCGGAGCGCCUCCAGCCCAAGCUCGACCGCGUCCAGCCGCCGGCCGCCGACGGAGGACCCGCCGAGCCGCCCCCGGCCACCGCCGCCGUCACCGCGGCCACCGCUGCCGAGCCCCCGGUGGCCACCAAGGCCGAGGAGCCCGGCGAGGUCCGGCCGGGGCCGCCGGAGCGGCGCCGGGAGCGCCGGGAGCGCCGGCUGGAGCGGCAGGAGUCCAGCGAGCCGGAGCCGCCGCGACACGACGGGAAGGGCGGCGGCAGCAAAGCCACCCUGGCCGACAUCGUGGAGCAGCUGCAGGAGAAGGAGGCGGGCGGCCCCGUGCCGGCUUCGCCCCGUGACCGUGACUCCCCCGCCCGUCUCCCCGCUGGCCCCGAGGCCCUCCCGGAGAGGACCCCUCGGCCGGACCGUCCCCGGGCGCGGGACCGGCCGAAGCCGCGGCGCCGGCCGCGCCCCAAGGACUCGGCGCAGGGCCCGGGGGAGCCGCGGCGCUCGCGGUCGGCGCCGGCGCAGGGCAGCGCGCCCCCGCCGCCGCCGCCGCCCGCCCACACGGUGACGCACGAGGGGUUCCUGCUGCGCAAGCACGAGCUCGACGGCGCCGGCAAGAAAGCGUCCAACAGGUCUUGGGUGAACCUCUACUGCGUCCUGGCCAAGGGCGACCUGGGCUUCUACAAGGAUGCCAAAGGCCCCGCGGCCGGGGCCACCCACGGCGGGGAGCCCCUGCUGAGCCUGCACCGCGCCGCCAGCGAGGUGGCCAACGACUACAAGAAGAAGAAGAACGUCUUCAAGCUCAAGACCGGCGAUGGGAGCGAGUUCCUGCUGCAGGCCAAGGACGAGGAGGACAUGCAGGGCUGGCUGCGGGCGCUGGCCGCCAGCGCUCAGGAACACGCCGAGCUGGCCCGGUGGCAACAAGGCCUCCUCACCACCUCCUCCACCGACGAGGGGCUCCCCCGGCGCGACACCGACCGGCCCCGGCGGAAGUGACCCCCGCGAACCCCCACUUUGGGGUCCUGGCCCCCAAAAAAACCCCACAUUUCGGGGUCCCACCCCGAUCACGAGCCCUGGGUUUGGAGUCCCGAGCCCCGAUUUUGGGGUCCAGGCCUCCCCAAACUCUAAUUUGAGGGUCCCAGCCCCGCCAAAACCUCGGUUUUGGGGUCCUGCCCCCCUCAAAUCUCAAUCUUAGGAUCCUGGCUUCCCCAAAACCCUAAUUAUGGGGUCCUGGCUCCCCCAAAAUCUGAGUUUGGGGUCCUGCCCCCUACCCAAGAUGCGAGUUUGGGGUCCUAGCCCGCCCAAAACCCAAAAUUUGGGGUCCCGGCCCCCCUCUUCCCCCCAGCACAAGCCAUAGAGAGCCGGGGGGGCCCCAGCGCCGCCGUUGUACAAAUGUAAUAAAGCACCCGCUGCACCCCAAAA
Molecule: messenger RNA, 3780 nt
Organism: Vidua macroura (Pin-tailed whydah)
Lineage: Eukaryota; Metazoa; Chordata; Aves; Passeriformes; Viduidae
Product: spectrin beta chain, non-erythrocytic 4-like
Exons: 16
Biological process (GO): actin cytoskeleton organization
Cellular component (GO): cortical actin cytoskeleton; plasma membrane; cell projection
Molecular function (GO): phospholipid binding; actin filament binding
Source: RefSeq, a predicted model, not a curated record